This is a messenger RNA of Diprion similis, 11268 nucleotides long. RefSeq names its product cubilin-like. The transcript has 52 exons. The record is from RefSeq and is a predicted model, not a curated record. Bases 1 to 11268 code for a protein of 3755 amino acids. Gene Ontology annotation, molecular function: calcium ion binding. Lineage: Eukaryota; Metazoa; Arthropoda; Insecta; Hymenoptera; Diprionidae.
AUGACUGCAGAGAACCUCUUGCGGUCCCGAUGGACCGUGACUUUCGCAUUGCUUCUCACGUUUUUAGGCAUUUGUGAAGCGUGGACGAACGACAGGCCGCUGCUGGAAGUUCGUGACGGAAAUCUCUUCAUCACUAGUGCCCAAGAUAAGAACAUCACUUUACAGACUCGCGGCGCGAGCUACGUCACCGUGAACGGACUUAAUCUGGUACAGGUCGCGUCGUCGGCGUACAACGCUUCGAAAUUGGUGGAAAGAUGGAAAUACGGAAUCCUCGCAGAUGUCGAGUCUAGUCUCAGAGAGAUAAAAGGAACCAUAUACGACGAUCGCUCUGGUCUAGUGAAUAGAAUUAAUGCCAUUGAAAUUGGCACUGGACAAAAUAAUACCGAUAGUAUUACUCCUAGACGUCAAAAUACCGAUGGACGCGAUAGUUUUGCACGAACUCGAAUUCAGCGACUCACCGUACGAAUGCGUCAAGCGGAACGUCAGAUCACGAAUCUCCUUAAUAAAUUGCAAACCGAUGAAUGUGCACGUAAUCCUUGCCAGAACGGCGGUACUUGCGAGGAUUUAAUAGACGGGUAUAAAUGCCGCUGCACGGAAGGUUGGGAGGGAUCGCAGUGCACUACGGAUAUUAACGAAUGCGCCAGGUACCUUGGAACUGAUUUAGGAUGUCAGAAUAAUGCUGUCUGUAGAAAUCUCCCUGGAAGUUAUCGAUGCGACUGUACAGCAGGAUGGUACGGUAUUCACUGCACUAAACCGACGAAAGUAUGCAACAGAGAAAACUCAAACGAACUUUGCGGGCACGGCGUCUGCGUUGAAAGUGAUACAUUACUUGGUUACUCUUGCUCGUGCGACGAGGGCUGGACUAGCACCAGUGCAAAUCCGGCUUGUGUCCAAGACGUCGACGAGUGUGCCGCCAAGCAUCCUCCAUGCUCCGUCAGUCCCAUGGUGCCGUGCAUCAACGUGCCUGGGGGCUUUCACUGCGGAUCGUGUCCUCAGGGCUUUACAGGAAACGGGUACUACUGCGCGGAUAUCGAUGAGUGUCUUACUAACAACGGUGGUUGCAGUCUUUCACCCUUAGUGCGGUGCUUCAAUACAAUGGGGUCAAGGAUGUGCGCGCCGUGUCCAACUGGUUAUGAAGGUGAUGGAGUGACCUGCAACUACGUCGGGCGUUGCAGAAUAAACAAUGGCGGUUGUCAUCCGUUAGCGACAUGCAUCAAUAGCCCAGGGAUGGGCGACUGGUCCGUUCAAUGUCGCUGUCCGGCAGAAUAUCACGGUGAUGGAAUGGGACCAAACGGUUGCGAGGUGGGAUCCGAUGCUUUGAGCCCUUCGGCCUGCACCAGCAACCCCUGCAGCCACGGAACUUGUAUUCUGAAUGGGCCUCAUGAUUACACAUGUCGAUGUGAAUCUGGAUUUACCGGAAGAAACUGCGAUACUCAAGCGAAUCCUUGCGAUCCCAAUCCUUGUCGAAAUCGAGGGACAUGCACUGUUUCUACAAGACAACGACCAAUUUGUGUGUGCACCGGAAGCUUUACUGGACCCCAGUGUGAAAUUCCCAGAGAGACUUGUGGGGGAUUUAUUGAGGAUCCAGCAGGAAUUUUGCAAUUCCCCAGUGACGGUAGUAAGUAUCCAAAUGGCUUGAGCUGCGCCUGGGUUCUUGGCGCCGAUGAAAACAAAGUUUUGAAUGUCACCUUCACGGCGUUCGACUUGGAAUCUUCCACGGAUUGCCAGAACGAUUUCCUUCAAAUUCACGACGGCUACACGGCUGGAGAACACUUGAUCGGAAGAUACUGUGGCGCGAACUUACCCGGAAACGGAAGUAUAAUGUCAUCUGAUAGGCAUUUAUACCUUUGGUUCCACUCGGACAGAAGCAUAUCUCACAACGGAUUCAGCAUGAACUGGACGUCGAUAGAUCCGCAAUGUGGAGGUGAGGUGAGCGCAGGUUUCGGUAAGAUAAAGUCUCCGGGAUCGCCACGCAGAUAUCCGCCAAACAGAGACUGCCGGUGGCACGUUAUCGUCAACCCUGGAAAACGAAUUCAAUUCCAUUUCUACACAAUAAUGCUGGAGGAGAGUCCUACCUGCCAGAAAGAUUAUCUCAAGAUUAUGGAUGGACCAGGCGACAGAAGCCAACAGUUGGGACUAUUCUGUAACCACACCAGUCCACCACAACUUGUGACAUCUGGAUCGGAAGCUUGGAUUCAUUUUCACUCCGAUGAUUCAGGACAAGACGUCGGUUUUGAAAUCGGUUUCUCAACCAUUGAAGGAUCGCCGGGAUGCGGAGGCAUUUAUACAACUCCUUCUGGUACCAUCACUUCACCCAAUUUCGAGACUCGGUACGAUCGAAACUUGGAUUGUGAGUGGAGAAUUCAAAUACCGGUUGGAGAACGAAUCAAGAUAACAUGGGUCAGCUUCGACGUCGAGACUUCCACUAGCUGCAGCUGGGAUUUUGUCGAGGUGCGGGAAGGGAUGGACGUAAGAGGUCCGUUGAUUGGGAGGUACUGUGGAUCCAUGCUGCCGCAGUCUCUACGAUCUGAAUCAAAUGUUGUACUGAUAAGAUUCAAAAGUGAUGCGAGUCUUCAGGGGAAAGGAUUUAAACUAAAUUACGAGGUCAAUUGCGGUGGCGAAUUUGUUGACUCCACGGGCGUUUUGAAAUCCCCUUACUAUCCGAAUCCUUAUCCGGCCUCGAAGACAUGCAUUUACGAAAUAAUACAGCCACCUGGAAAAGCUAUAAGAUUUACUAUCAAGGAUAUGGAUAUUGAGCGUUUAGGGCGACCUCCUUGCCGCUACGAUUCCUUGGAAGUCCACAACGGUAAAAGUGAAGAGGCGGCAAUAAUCGGAACCUACUGUGGCACAAACGCAUCGAUUCCGAAUUUUCCCAUUUUGUCAACGCACAAUUAUAUGUGGAUCAAGUUUAAGACAGACGCCAGCGUUCACAAACGAGGCUUCAUGGCUACCUAUGACGUUGUCGAUAUAAGGUGUGGAGGUAUCUUUACAGCGAGAACGGGUAUAAUUCAGUCCCCCUUUGAAAACGGAAAAUACGGGCACAACGAGAAAUGCACCUGGAUCAUUCAGGCACCCCCAGGAUUUAUUGUGCAGCUUAAUUGGAUCACGUUUGAACUAGAAUCGAGUCCAACGUGCUACCUUGAUUAUGUUACAGUAUUUGAUUAUACAGAGUCGAAUGCGAAACAUGAAAUGGGAAAGUUCUGCGGAUCGGCAAAACCACACAUCAUGACGACGCAAUCGCGAAUGAUGUCAAUCAACUUUCAUACAGAUGCGUCUGUUGCACGUGACGGAUUCACGGCUGUGUAUACAUUUAUCGAUGCUUCAAGAUCCUGUGGCGGACACUUUCGAACACUGACAGGCGUCAUCAAGUCGCCAGGUUAUCCCCAGCCCUACCCGGGCAGGAGAGUAUGCGAAUGGGUCAUCUAUGCUCCUAGCAAGCACCGAGUCGUAUUGAAUGUUAGGAAUUUCAGCAUCGAGGCACACUCACGCUGCUUAUUCGAUGCUUUCGAAGUGAGAAACGGAGGUUCGGAUUCUUCACCUCUGAUCGGAAGAUACUGCGGAACAGAAAUACCGAAGCAAAUUUCGAGCUUCGGCAAUCAAAUGUACCUGAAAUUUACGUCUGAUAUAUCGAGAAGUGCGGCUGGUUUCAAUAUAGAAUGGAACAGCAACGCCGUUGGUUGUGGGGGUGUUUUAACAACCUCAAGUGGAUCGUUUAUUUCUCCUAAUUACCCUCAGCCGUAUUAUCACACCGCUGAAUGUAAUUGGAAUAUUACAGUUGCUCACGGCAGCGUCAUUCAAUUUAUCAUAGUGGAUCUCCAGCUCGAGGAACGCAGCCAAUGUCCAUUUGAUUUUGUUGAGAUUACUGAAGGGAUUUCUGGACAUACCAAAAGCUUGGGAAAAUAUUGCAGCAGCGACCAUCCUACGUAUAUACAGACCACAACAAAUAUAGCCAGAAUUCGUUUUCAUACUGAUUACAGCAAUGCCGGUCGUGGUUUUCACAUUAAUUACCAAACUCUAUGCCACCACACACUUCGAAGUUUUCGAGGAGUGAUUGAAUCGCCAAAUUUCCCGAACAAUUACCCACACCGAGAAAACUGUAGCUGGGUGAUCGAGGCACCCCUGGGCAACAAGAUAAAUGCGACCUUUUCUCACUUUGACUUGGAAGCAGGGCUCGAAGACUCUUGCGAUUUCGAUUACCUAAAAGUAACCGAGGGGGACCACAAUGUGUCGACAAAAUUUAUCAACAAAUACUGUGGCAUGGAACUUCCACCCAAGAUAGUAUCUACUCAACGUCAGGUCUUUCUUCAAUUUUAUUCCGACAGCUACACUGCAAGAAAUGGCUUCCGGCUUGAAUGGGUUGUCAACGGUUGCGGCGGUUUCUUAACUGAACCAAGAGGAACGAUCACAUCUCCAGGAUGGCCCGGGCCAUACCCAACAAAUAUUGAAUGCAGUUGGAACAUCGAGGUGGACUAUUCUCACAGUAUAGAAAUUCAGUUGGUUAGAGUCGAUAUGGAAAGGACGUCGGGAUGUGAAGUUGAUAAAUUAAGCGUGUACAAUGGAGUCGAUGAUAAAGCGAUACAACUAAUAGAAACAUGCCACGUGUCCAGCCCGCAGAUACUUACCAGUACAGGAAGGCAAUUGUUUAUCAAAUUUCACUCCGAAUCCCUAAUCGAACACUCGGGAUUCAAAGCUACUUUUAAAAGCGUUCCUAUCGAAUGCGGUGGUAAAUUUACCACACUUACGGGGGUCAUACAUUCCACAAACUACCCGUUAAAUUAUCCCGCAAAUCAGAACUGCGAGUGGCUCAUUGAAAUUGCUGAAAACCACCUCGUCAAUCUGACAUUCCUUGACUUUGAUGUCGAGACGACGAGAAACUGUAAAGACGAUUAUGUCAAGAUUUACGAUGGUUCAACGCGAGAUUCGCGCCUACUGGCAACUCAUUGCGACAAUCGACUACCUCCGUCUUAUAUUUCCUCGAGCAACAGUCUUUUAGUAGUCAUGAGAACAGACGCCCACAUGCAGGCGAAGGGCUUCAAAGCAAGAUAUGAUAUGGCAUGCGGCGCACGCAUUGUCACCCGUAAGGCCGGAACUAUCACAAUGAAUUCUGCAAUCGGCUCACAUAGAGAUCUAGUGAACUGCACGUGGACCAUUAUAGCCGAAGAUCCAGCGGAUCAUGUCACGUUAACGCUAACGGAUAUGAGACUACCGACAUCGAACCCUAUAACGUGCGAUAGACGUUCUAUAAAGGUUUUCGAGGGCAGUGAAACAGAUGGACCACCGCUGGGAACAUGGUGUGGGACUAAGGUUCCACCGCCAAUAAUAAGUCAAGGAAAUGUUUUAACUAUCCAUGUCAUAUCUGAGUACAACUCAGUGCACCCGGCAAAGUUUACAGGGGUUUACUCUGUCCUUAACUCAGCUUGUGGAGGUACUUACACAUCGGAACAGGGAGCGAUUGCCACACCUGGAUAUCCAAGCAAUUACCCCCGAAACGUGGAAUGUGUUUGGAACCUUCAAACAUCGCCGGGGAACUCGAUAAUCUUGACAUUCCGGGAGUUCGAUUUGACUGAAAGUGAAAACUGUAAUUUGGAUUACGUCGAGGUACGGGAAGUGAAUGCGACUGGAAGACUACUCGAUGUUUAUUGCGGUAAAAACGCAAGCAUGAUAACUUCACAAAAAAAUUUGUGGAUCAAGUUCAGAAGUAGCGUCGAAGAUACGAAGAAAGGAUUCCUAGCUGAUUAUAGACUUAUGCAUGGAAAUCUAGAGCUCUCAGGACCUACUGGAGACAUUGCGUCUCCGUUGUAUCCAAUUUCAUGCAUGCUGGAAGGAGAAUAUUUCUGGCGUGUUACCGUUGAUUACAGAUUUGCUAUACAAAUCAGCUUCAGAGAUUUCUACAUCGAAAAAUACGGAGACGGAUGUUACAUUGCACUUACUAUUUAUGACGGAUAUAACGCAGAUGCUCCAAUUUUGAUGAGUAAGUGUGGUAUGAUAUUACCGGGGAUGGUACGAACUUCCAGUAAUGUAGUGUACAUCAAGUUCAACUCGGUGCCAUAUGGAGACGGCAGCAAAUUCUGGCUAACCUGGCUGCAAGUUCCGAUAAGUAGCGCUGAUGAUAAUGAAACUCUUAUUUCGGGUAAAGUAGUGGCGUUAACUGCUUUGAGAAACAACACCUACACCUUAACGUCACCUGGCUGGCCAUAUGGUUACAAAUCCAAUCUCGACUGCACCUGGACCAUCGAAUCACUUCCUGGAACAAAAUUAACAAUAAACUUCGACAGUGUGGACCUAGAAGAAACCGAGGGCUGCAUUGCUGAUCGAGUUAAAAUUUAUAAGGGGAAUUCUCUGACAUCACAGCAACAGUGGGAACAGAUAGGAUCAUUUUGCUACCGCAAUAGUUCUCUCACGACUAUACAAACAUCAAAUUUAAUGAAAGUUCAAUUCAGCACCGACUCAUAUGGAAAUAAAACCGGAUUCAAAGCUACCGUUCGAAGAGUUUGUGGUGGUGAACUGUACGGACCGAACGGAGUUAUAGAAGUUAACGGAACGACGGAUUCCAGAAAUAGAUGGUGGAAUCUUGUAUGUGAAUGGAAGGUUACCGUAAGGCCAGGGAAAACCAUAGAAGUGAAGUUUACUGGUUUGAACAUACCGAGUACCACCGAUGUCGCUUGUUCGCGAGCCUAUGUUAUGUUGAAAAACGGCCACGCAGUCUCCUCCCCUCUCCUCGGCCUUGGCAAAUAUUGCGGUAGCACACUUCCGGCUCAGAGUUUGCAUACAACUGGGAAUUUACUCUAUGUUAAGUUCACUGGCCCACAUAUGGGCGGUAUUCUCUUCAAACUCACGUACAGGGAGGUGGGAAUGAACUGUGGCGGUGAAAUCAUUCUCACGCAGGAAAAUCAAAGCUGGAACAUAAGCAGUCCAAAUUACCCGAACAUUCCAAAUCCAUAUACCGAGUGUUUCUGGACAGUAAUGGCACCAGGUGGAGAACUCAUCUCGAUUCAUUUCCCAGAGAGAUUUGAUUUCACCUACGAUCCAAAUUGUAAUAAAGAAUAUAUUGAAAUCAAAGAUGGAGGAACUGAUUUAUCGACGUCCUUUGGACGAUUCUGUUACGGGCAGCCACCCAGCUUCACUACGACCGGAAAUGUAAUGCACCUUCAUUUUUAUACUGAUGUACCUGACCCUAUGAAUGGUUUCAAGGCUACAGUGAACAUUGGAAAUCAUUGUAACAGAGUUGUACGAGGCACACAAGGAGUGAUAAAAUCACCUAAUUAUCCGGCCCCAUAUCCAACGGGUUAUCAUUGUAACUGGACCAUCAUCGGCGUGCCUUCUCUCAUAAUAAAACUGCAAUUUUUAGAUCUUGAUUUACCAAGCAGCAUGAAUUGCAAAUAUUAUGACCAUGUCGAAAUUAUCGAUCAUGCAAAGCCCAGCUGGAAUGACCCUGAGACGAAAAUCAGCAUUGGUAAAUAUUGUGGUCGCUCAAAACCUGGGGUGAUUCAAACAGCGGGAAAUAAGGCAGAAAUUGUUUUCACAAGCGAUCAAAUUCCGUCCACUCACUUCAAAGGAUUUAUGAUCAAAUUCACUAUUUCACGAGAGACAUGUGGCGGUGACCUCGUUGGUAACGCUGGUGAAUUCACAUCACCUGGAUAUCCUUAUGCUUUGGGUGUAACAACGAGACUUUGUGGAUGGAAAAUAACAGUGCCAGAAGGAAAUCGUGUUCAAGUAGACCUAAUUGAUUUCAACCCACCCGAAUCGUCUAAUAGUUCACAACGACCCGUAAUUUCACCACAGAUGAUUCAGUUUUACAAUACUUUCAAUCAUGGAGGUGAGAUUGGAACCGCCUCCAGCACCCAAACGCAGAGGCAAUUUAGCAGUAGCGGCAACACGAUGCUUGUUUGGUACUAUUCAAGCUUUCGGGCCACAAGCGGUUUUAAGGCUCGAUACAGUAGCAUUGCUCCUGCACUGUGUGGUGGCAAAGUAACAAACGAUCAGGGUACUCUAAUUUUCCGUGGUGACUCUAUUUACAAUCUAACGAGUUUUUAUUGCAAAUGGACACUUCGUUCGCCUUUCAGCGAUUCAACAGAACAAACACUUGUAUUGAACAUGUCAGGAGCGAUUGGUACACAAACCCUUCAGAGACCCGGCUACCCGUGUUCAUUUUAUGGUCCCAGCCUUAAAGUAACCGCCAGUACUUUUUAUCAAAUUGGUCAAUUUUGCGGAAAUGUGGAUGGUGUGACCUCGCGAAGUUCUUCGCCAAGUAAUGUAAUCCUGUUAGAAAAAGCAAGGAAAUAUAUUGUGAAGAUAGAAGGAGGAGAUGAUAAGACAAAUCUCACGCUCAGCUACCGAUGGAAUCAGUGUGGUGGAUUACUUGGUGGUCCUUCUCAAACUAUUACUGCACCAAAAAAUCGAACUUACCCGAUAGAUUGCGUCUGGCGAAUAGAAUAUCCGGAUGCAGGCAGCCGAAUCAUAAUGACUUUUAAGAAAUUGAAUCUUACACGAUGCGAACGGAACUACAUUGCUAUAAGAAAUGGCGGCCCCUACUCACCAAUGUUGCCCAAAUAUUGCGGAUCUGUUGUACCGAAUGCUACAAUGUCGACAUCUAACAAAUUGUGGAUCGAGUAUCGCGCCGAAGAUCCGAGUGACUUUGAACUGCAGUUGGACACAUAUGAUGCUUCUUGCAGUAUUGCGUAUCCGAGAAAUUCUGGAGAAAUUUCCAGUCCUAAGUUCCCAAUAACACAGUAUCCGAAUAAUGCAGAGUGCUCGUGGAAUAUAAAAGUAGACAACGGAUAUCACAUUGUAUUAGAGUUUGUAGACCGGUUCCAGCUGGAACAAAGUGCAGAAUGUGUCAAGGACUUCGUCCAGGUGUUCGAUUGGCGCGAGGAUCCUACAACCGGGGUUACUUCGUGGUAUCCCUAUCCGAAACUAUGCGGCAGAUCAAUGCCUCAGCCGCUGAACUCAACUUCGAAUCGCAUGAGAGUUUUGUUCCGGUCGAAUGACAAGAUUCAAGGGGACGGAUUUCGUGCAAGGUGGAGUGUCAAUUGCGGUGAAACCACCAUAUUAGUAACGAAGCAAAAGAAGUAUCUCACUUCGCCCGGGUGGCCCAGACCGUACGGAAGAAACCUGUUCUGUAACUAUACGUUUAUAGCACCAGGAGAGAACUUCAUUGUACGGUUUGUCGCAUUCGAACUGCAGCCUGUAGGCCGGAACAAAAACUGUCAGACGGAUAACGUGACUCUAAUAAAGGCCAAUAGGUAUACAAGGGACCCGACUACAUAUUGUGGUUAUGAUCGUCCACCUAUACAAAGAGUCGAUUCACGAUUGGAAAUGCACUUCGCGACGGAUAACUAUAUAGAAAAUACGGGAUUCAAAUUAGAAUAUUACGCUGAUGGAUGCGGAGGUACGAUAACCAGUCCUGCCGACGUAAUAUCACCUGCGAUAGAUUACAGUGGUACUUAUUAUGGAAAUAUUGAUUGUAUUUGGAUCGUGGAAGCCCCACCUGGAAAAACUAUUGUUCUCAGAAUUGAAAGCUUCGAUCUUGAAACCAGUUCUGGGUGCGUGUACGACUACGUAGCUGUGUACUCCACCCGUUCUAUGGAGAAGGAAAGUAGGUUAAUUCUACUAUGUGGUACGUCGAUCGGAAACCCCUCAAUCAGAUCAACUACUGGUAUCAUGAGCAUAAACUUCAUUACGGACCCAUUUGUUCACGGACGUGGCUUCAAAGCAAAGGUUUUAUUCACUACCGGUAUCGCGGAUGGCUGUGGAGGUGAUAUCGAUCUUUCAGGAUCACAAACUUUCCGAACACAAAAUAAUACGAUCUACAAUUCUCUGGAAGAUUGUCACUGGUCUAUUCGAGCGCCGAGCGAUAAUUACAUUAGAUUCACGAUAAAUAGCAUUGAUUUGAAAAAUGCGACAUCUCCAGCGGGCGAAAAUCGGACAGCAAAUGCGUCAUGCUCUGGUGACUAUUUGGAGGUGCGUGAUGGAUGGGGUCCUUUUUCCGAACUAAUUGACACAUACUGUGGAAAUGUUAUUCCACCACCUAUAACGUCGUCGACAAAUAGAAUGUGGAUCAGAUUUGUGACCGAUGGUACACUAAACGGGAAUGGAGUGACAGCAACACUUGAAGCACUCCGUAAUCCUUGCGGUAAUACAAGUCUGUUGAUUCAAAAUUAUACUCAAGUAUUGACAUCACCGAAGUUUCCGGGCGUUUACGAUGCUGGGUUGAGAUGUCGCUGGUUCCUGUCUUACCCAGGUGGGAGGUCAAUCCGUUGGAAGAGUUUGACAAUACACUUCGAGCAAUUUGACUUGGAGAGUUCUCAGAAUUGUAAUAACGAAAAGCUGACCAUCCGCGAUGCAAGUGAUGAUGACUUCAUCAGUGAAGGUUUCGGACAAAAAUUGAUAUUCGGCGGUUUGAGAAGGAACGGAAGACACUGGAUGAGUAGCCGUCUAACGCAGGAAGCUUAUACAUACUGUGGUAGUGAUCUACCAUUCGAUUUUCACAGCCAGGCAAAAGGUGUUGAAAUUACAUUUGAAUCGUCCCAAAAUACGAAAGAAAGGCACACUGGAUUUAAGAUCGAAUACAGUGAGAGUGUGUGCAAUAGAAAUUUCACUCUUCCUCAAGGACGCAUUUUUCACCUAGGUUCCAGCAAUUGUUUCUUCACGAUAACAGCUCCAGUGGGUUUUACGAUUUCACUUUACUUCAACAAGCUUUCCCUGUUGCUCUAUACAAAUUGUUCGAGAGAAGCGGUACAGGUAUAUGAUGGAGGUUUCAGCAAUACCACCUUAGCUCGCGUGUGUGGUUACACCAUACCAAAUCCUAUCUUCAGUUCUGGGAAUAAACUGAGCUUGCAUACUUGGUCUCGUGCUGCGUCAGCCUCACAAAUUUACGAUAUAACGUACACGACGACUGACAAAGGAAGAGGUUGCGGAGGGAAACUUUACAAUACCAAAGGUCGCUUCACAUCCCCGCUGUAUCCGGAACCGUUCCAUAACGUAAGCGAAUGCACUUGGGAAGUGACUGUGCCAACGGGUUUUGUUGUGGAUCUAUUCUUCAAAGUGUUUGACCUUGGACUGAAGGAAACCUGCCUAACUGACGUUUUAGAAAUUUAUAAUGUACAACCUGAUGGGCAAGAAUUAUUCGUGAAAAGUUACUGUGGGGAGGACCGUCCAACUCCGUACCGUUCCUCGAAUUACAAAAUAUUGGUCAAGUAUAAGACAUCGAUGAAUAACGAAGGUACAGGCUGGAUUAUUGAAUUCCAAGCACGUCGUCAUGGUCAGUAA